UCCAACCCCUCUCAGGAAAUCAUUUCCACUUCAUUUCAUUUCAUUUCCAUUUGCAUUUCAUUUGGUUUCCUCUCUUCACUUCCCCGUAACCGACUAACAACCUCUUCAGAUCCGUUUCCCCAUCACUACUAACUAACAUGGACACUCACGUGAAUGGUGAUGCCACCUUCUGUUUGAGCGCCAACGGUCAGGUGCCACGUCACGACCCAUUGAACUGGGGCGUCGCAGCCCAGGCUUUGGAGGGGAGCCACUUGGACGAGGUCAAGAGGAUGGUCGCCGAGUACCGGAAGCCGACAGUUAAGCUUGGCGGCGAGACUUUGACUAUAUCUCAGGUGGCCGCCAUUGCUGCCAAGGACCAAGGUGUCGCCGUCCAGCUCUCCGAGGAGUCCAGACCUGGGGUUAAGGCUAGUAGUGACUGGGUUAUGAAUAGCAUGAACAAUGGUACGGACAGCUAUGGUGUCACCACCGGCUUUGGUGCCACUUCUCACCGGAGAACCAAACAGGGCGGUGCCUUGCAGAAAGAGCUCAUUAGGUUCUUAAAUGCUGGAAUAUUUGGCAAUGGAACAGAGACAAAUUGCACAUUGCCACACACAGCUACUAGAGCAGCAAUGCUAGUGAGGAUCAACACACUCCUCCAAGGCUACUCAGGAAUCAGAUUUGAGAUCUUGGAAGCCAUAACCAAGCUUCUGAACAACAACAUUACACCAUGUUUGCCACUUAGGGGAACAAUCACAGCCUCUGGUGACCUUGUUCCAUUAUCAUACAUUGCUGGUUUGUUAACUGGCAGACCAAAUUCAAAGGCUGUUGGACCCAAUGGAGAGAUCCUUAAUGCAAAAGAAGCAUUCCAAGUGGCCGGAAUCGGAUCCGAGUUCUUCGAGUUGCAACCUAAAGAAGGCCUUGCACUGGUGAAUGGCACUGCUGUUGGUUCCGGACUAGCCUCAAUUGUCCUAUUUGAGGCCAAUAUCCUAGCUGUCCUGUCGGAGGUUCUUUCGGCCAUAUUUGCGGAGGUGAUGCAGGGGAAGCCAGAGUUCACUGACCAUUUGACACACAAAUUGAAGCACCAUCCUGGACAAAUUGAGGCUGCAGCCAUAAUGGAACACAUUUUGGAUGGUAGCUCAUAUGUCAAAGCCGCCAAGAAGUUGCACGAGAUUGAUCCGUUGCAAAAGCCUAAACAGGACAGAUAUGCACUUAGGACUUCACCUCAAUGGCUUGGCCCUUUGAUUGAAGUGAUUAGAUUCUCAACCAAAUCAAUUGAGAGGGAAAUUAACUCUGUUAACGACAACCCUUUGAUUGAUGUGUCAAGGAACAAGGCUUUGCAUGGUGGUAACUUUCAAGGUACUCCAAUUGGUGUGUCUAUGGAUAACACAAGAUUGGCCAUUGCAUCAAUUGGGAAACUCAUGUUUGCUCAGUUCUCUGAGCUUGUCAAUGAUUUCUACAACAAUGGCUUGCCUUCAAAUCUAAGUGCUAGUAGGAACCCCAGCUUGGAUUAUGGCUUCAAGGGAACUGAAAUCGCCAUGGCCUCUUACUGUUCCGAACUGCAAUAUCUUGCAAACCCGGUGACUAGCCAUGUCCAGAGUGCUGAGCAGCAUAACCAAGAUGUGAACUCUCUUGGUUUGAUUUCAGCUAGGAAAACAAAUGAAGCUGUUGAGAUUCUCAAACUUAUGUCAUCGACCUUCUUGAUUGCACUUUGCCAAGCCAUUGAUUUGAGGCAUCUGGAGGAGAAUUUGAAGAACACCGUGAAGAACACUGUGAGCCAAGUUGCCAAGAGGACACUAACCACCGGCAUCAACGGCGAACUCCACCCAUCAAGAUUCUGUGAGAAGGAUCUUCUCAAGGUUGUUGAUAGGGAGUACUGUUUUGCAUACAUUGAUGAUCCUUGCAGUGCUACAUACCCUUUGAUGCAGAAGCUAAGGCAAGUUUUGGUGGAACAUGCACUUGCAAAUGCUGAAACCGAGAAGAAUGUGAACACCUCAAUCUUCCAGAAAAUUACAACCUUUGAGGAAGAAUUGCAGACCCUUUUGCCUAAAGAAGUUGAGGGUGCAAGAAUUGCAUAUGAGAAUGGACAAAGUGCGUUACCGAACAAGAUCAAGGAAUGCAGGUCCUAUCCAUUGUACAAGUUUGUGAGGGAGGAGUUGGGGACUGAGAUGCUAACUGGUGAGAAGGUUAGGUCACCUGGUGAAGAAUGUGACAAAUUGUUCACGGCAAUGUGCCAAGGGAAGAUCAUUGAUCCUCUUCUUGAGUGCAUUUCUGAGUGGAAUGGUGCUCCUCUUCCUUUAUGUUAGGUUUAAAGUUUGGUUUCAUCUUUUUCUUUCUGUGUUUGUAUUUUUUAUUAUAUUGCUAAGAAUUUGGUUUGUUUGUUAAGCAUGUGGGAAAUCAGAUGCAGAGAUUUGUUAAGCAUUAAGAGUGAGUGUGAUUAAUGAUGUAAUAGAUCAGAAUCUCUCAUUUGUUUGCCAUUGCUUUUUGGGCACAGAUACAAUACCCAGCCUUCUAUGUAAAGGAAGUUCUUUCACUUAAAUAAUGCUUCUAAAUUUUCA
Messenger RNA from Arachis duranensis, 2534 nucleotides. RefSeq names its product phenylalanine ammonia-lyase. Gene Ontology annotation, cellular component: cytoplasm. Lineage: Eukaryota; Viridiplantae; Streptophyta; Magnoliopsida; Fabales; Fabaceae. The coding region runs from base 138 to 2282 and encodes 714 amino acids. The record is from RefSeq and is a predicted model, not a curated record. Gene Ontology annotation, biological process: L-phenylalanine catabolic process. The transcript has 2 exons. Gene Ontology annotation, molecular function: phenylalanine ammonia-lyase activity.